CGCCCACCCGGCCGCGAGGAGGCGGACCCACUCGCAGCGCCGCGCGCGCGCCGGGGCUGAGCCUUGCAAACAAGUGUCUGUGGCAGUGUCCCCGUGGCCCUCCGGCGGCCCUCCUCGCGCUAGGGUUGGCUCUUCUGAGCAGAAGGAAGCGAGGGAGCCCCCACGGCCGCGCAGCCCUCGAGCCACCGCCGCCGCCACCCUCGGCCCGGAGCCCCGCACGGGGGGCCGGGGACUCGGCUCGGUUGCGAGGCGCGCGGACGCGGGGUCGCGGCGCGAGCAGCUCCCGGGCUCUCGCCGAGCCGCUCCUGACAGAAUAACGUGCGUGGCUGUCCCCACCCCUGGGAGGGGUUGCCGGUGCCGCGAGCUGCCGCCCAGUUUGCAGAGCUCUCUCCAGGGAGGAUCCGCCACCGGGAGGAAGGAGUAGAAUAAACCUGGCCGAGGCGCAGAAGUGGCUCCUGAGAAAGCCGGCGCAGGGGCCGCCGCCUCGUGUCCCCUCGAGCCGCAGCGCUCCGGGGUCAGCGGGCCGGAGGCGAGGCGCAGACCGGCGGCCGGGGACGGCGGGGCCGUGCGCGCGGCCGGGCGAAGAGGCGUGCGCACCGAGACCCCGGGGGCGGCCGGGCGGCCCCCCGCGCCCGGCGGAGCCCGGGAGCCCCGGGACGCGGGCUGGAAUCCAUCGAGGACAGCUGUCGCGGGCUGCGGGCUAACACCGUCCUUCCCGAAAGCGGAUUCUGCUAUGACAGUUGGGCUCCCCAAGGGGUUAACCUGGGUGUCCUCGGCAAAGUUGUCGCCGAGCCGGGAGCCCGUGUAGGGGCCGCGGCGCCGCGGCUCGGGGGGUGGCCGUGGCUCGGCGGGGCCCGCGCGGCCGGGGGGCUUCUGGGGGUGUGCGCCCCCAGCCGGCUGCCCUCGUGGAUGCCUCCCGGCGGCGGCGGGCCCAUGAAAGACUGCGAGUACAGUCAGAUCAGCACCCACAGCUCCUCCCCCAUGGAGUCGCCCCACAAGAAGAAAAUCGCGGCCCGGAGGAAAUGGGAGGUAUUCCCGGGAAGAAACAAGUUCUUUUGCAACGGGAGGAUCAUGAUGGCCCGGCAGACCGGCGUCUUCUACCUGACGCUCAUCCUCAUCCUGGUCACUAGUGGACUCUUCUUCGCCUUCGACUGUCCAUACCUAGCAGUGAAGAUCACUCCCGCCAUCCCUGUGGUCGGUGGCAUCCUGUUCUUCUUUGUGAUGGGGACCCUGCUUCGCACCAGCUUCAGUGACCCAGGAGUCCUCCCACGAGCCACACCUGAUGAAGCCGCUGACCUGGAAAGGCAAAUAGAUAUUGCUAAUGGCACCAGUUCAGGGGGGUACCGCCCACCUCCCAGAACCAAAGAAGUCAUCAUCAAUGGCCAGACUGUGAAACUUAAGUAUUGUUUCACCUGCAAGAUUUUCCGGCCCCCUCGCGCCUCCCACUGCAGCCUGUGCGAUAACUGCGUAGAACGGUUUGAUCACCACUGUCCCUGGGUAGGCAACUGUGUGGGGAAAAGAAACUACAGAUUUUUUUAUAUGUUUAUUUUAUCCCUGUCUUUUCUGACAGUCUUUAUAUUUGCAUUCGUUAUCACCCACGUCAUUCUUCGUUCACAGCAAACAGGAUUCCUCAAUGCCCUUAAGGACAGUCCUGCGAGCGUGCUGGAGGCUGUGGUGUGCUUCUUCUCCGUCUGGUCCAUCGUUGGCCUCUCAGGUUUCCACACGUACUUGAUCAGCUCCAACCAGACAACAAAUGAAGAUAUUAAAGGAUCUUGGUCAAAUAAAAGAGGUAAAGAAAAUUACAAUCCCUACAGCUAUGGAAAUAUCUUUACGAAUUGCUGUGCUGCCCUGUGUGGGCCCAUCUCUCCAAGCCUAAUCGACAGAAGAGGGUAUAUUCAGCCUGACACUCCACAGCCAGCAGCGCCCUCCAACGGGAUCACUAUGUACGGGGCCACACAGUCGCAGAGUGACAUGUGCGACCAAGACCAGUGCAUCCAGAGCACCAAAUUCGUUUUGCAGGCCGCAGCCACACCCCUGCUGCAGAGCGAGCCCAGCCUCACCAGUGACGAGCUGCACCUGCCCGGGAAGCCAGGCCUGGGCACGCCAUGCACCAGCCUGACACUGGGCCAGCCUACACCUCCCUCCUCCAUGCCCAACCUCACCACUGAGACCACACUCUCCAAUCUUCUGCCUUUGAAGGACGAGCAUGGGGGCCACCAGUUCCUGACCCCGGAUGAGGCGCCAUCACCCCCUCGGUUGCUGGCAGGAAGCCCCCUGACACACAGCCGCACAAUGCACGUGCUGGGCCUGGCCAGCCAGGACUCUCUGCACGAAGACUCUGUGCGUGGGUUGGUAAAGCUCAGCUCCGUGUGACCUGUGUGGCCAGCCCUGGGACCACAGGGCUCAUCCACUGGUGGUGGGAGCAAGCAGAGGCUGUCCUGCAGCUGGAGAUGACAGCCCUGGACCCCGGGCAGAGACCUCUUAGAAAGCAAAUGGAAGCCAGUGUGGAGGUAAAAGGCCGGCAGACACCACAUGCUCAGAGCUUGGUUUUAUUUGAAUUUUCUUCUCCACCCUGAGCACUUGGACAAAAAAAUGAAUAUAGUGACGUGGCUAUU
Messenger RNA from Castor canadensis (American beaver), 2615 nucleotides. RefSeq names its product zDHHC palmitoyltransferase 14 (gene Zdhhc14). Gene Ontology annotation, cellular component: endoplasmic reticulum; Golgi apparatus. Gene Ontology annotation, molecular function: protein-cysteine S-palmitoyltransferase activity. The record is from RefSeq and is a predicted model, not a curated record. Lineage: Eukaryota; Metazoa; Chordata; Mammalia; Rodentia; Castoridae. Gene Ontology annotation, biological process: protein targeting to membrane; peptidyl-L-cysteine S-palmitoylation.